Messenger RNA from Toxorhynchites rutilus septentrionalis, 3339 nucleotides. RefSeq lists its product as uncharacterized. NCBI's taxonomy places the organism in Eukaryota, Metazoa, Arthropoda, Insecta, Diptera, Culicidae. Gene Ontology annotation, biological process: DNA integration. The transcript has a single exon. The record is from RefSeq and is a predicted model, not a curated record. Bases 1 to 3339 code for a protein of 1112 amino acids. Gene Ontology annotation, molecular function: nucleic acid binding.
AUGGAAUCGUGCUCCUCAGUAGACAAUUGGUCACCGUCGGAGCAGGAAUGUGAAAAUCAUUUCAAGCAAAAUACAACCCGUGACGAUCGCGGAAGAUAUGUUGUCAAGUUACCGAAAAGACUCGAAUUAAUUUCCCAGUUGCGGGACAAUAAGUAUAACGCUCAACGUCGUUUCCUUGCACUUGAGUGGAAAUUGGAAGCAAAUCUUGAACUCAAAACCAUGUAUCACGAGUUCAUUCAUGAAUAUAUAUCGAUGGGCCACAUGCGGGAAAUAUCGGCGGAAAAUGAUCAGUCGCCUCAAUAUUUUUUACCCCACCACGCGGUGUUACGCCCCGAAAGUUCGACGACGAAGCUUCGUACUGUUUUCGACGCGUCAUGCAAAUCGCAAUCCGGAAUGUCGCUCAACGAUGUGUUAUUGACCGGACCCACAAUACAACAAUCGCUCAUCGCUCUAGUAAUGCGAUUCCGCAUGCAUGCGUACGUGGUAACCGCCGAUAUCGCCAAAAUGUACCGCCAAAUAAUGGUACAUCCUACCGAUCAGCCACUACAGCGGAUUUAUUGGCGAGAUGAUAAAAACACAACGCUCAAAAUAUUCCAGUUACAGACGGUUACUUAUGGCACCAACAGUGCAUCGUUCCUCGCAACACGCGUGUUGAAGCAGUUAGCCGAGGAUGAGAAGGUUAAGUUCCCGCUCGCUGCACCUGUAAUCCGCAGUGAUUUUUACAUGGACGAUCUUCUUACUGGCUGCGAAGAUCUCAACAAGCUGAAAGAAACAUGCUCGCAACUCGUCUCCAUGUUAGACUCGGCUGGAUUUCAGCUACGUAAAUUUUCGUCAAACUCCCAGGAUGUCCUCAACAUGAUCCCAGAGCAUCUGAGGGAGUCAAAAACCAUUCUCGAGUUUGAAUCUGGUUCCUCAAUCAAAACCUUGGGAUUGCUGUGGGAACCAGCAUCAGACUUUAUCAGUUAUAAUGUUCCUGAUUGGUCACCUAUUGAAAGAUAUACAAAACGAAUUAUGUUGUCGCGGAUGUCGAGUCUAUUUGACCCGCUUGGAUUGUUGGGUCCUCUCGUUGUGACUGCAAAAAUCACAAUGCAGCUCGUAUGGAAGGAACAAAUUCCAUGGGACAGUACCUUGCCCCCUGUCAUUCGUCAAAUGUGGGAAGAAUAUCAAGUACAAGUAGCCCAAAUCAGAAACAUACUCAUUCCACGAUUUGUAUUGUCCCUCUGCAAAAAUAGUGCAUUGCAGAUGCACGGAUUCUGCGAUGCUUCCAUGCAGGCCUACGGAGCAUGCAUAUACGUACGAUCUAUUGCUCCUGACGAAUAUUGUACUGUUCGCCUGAUCGCCACCAAAUCUCGUGUCGCUCCCCUAGAAGUGAAGUCGAUCGCUCGACUAGAGCUGUGCGCAGCUCUUUUGCUUUCGCAGCUAACCAAUACCGUUUUGGAUAGCAUUGGUCGCGUCCAAGAGAUAUUUCUGUGGACCGACUCUACUAUAGUCUUACACUGGCUAGCGGCGACACCGUCAACUUGGCAGACCUUUGUCGCGAACAGAGUCGCCGAAAUACAACGACUUACACCCAAUGUAGUUUGGAGACACGUUCCCAGUUUGGAAAAUCCCGCCGAUCUGCUUUCGAGAGGGAUGAUCUCAAAGGAUCUAAUGGACAGCUCGUUGUGGUGGAAUGGGCCGGAAUGGUUAGCUACAACCAACCACCCUUGGCCUGAUAACAUUCGUCCUUCCCAGCAAGUUGAAGAUCAAUUUUUGGAAUCUCGCAAAAUAUCACUCCAUUCAUCGUGUUCACCGUCUGAGUUAAUUGAACAAUAUUCCUCAUUGACAAAAUUACUCCGCAUAGCAUCUCUCUGUCGUCGUUUUGCACACAACAGUGGUUCUGGCAAUGUACGUCGUCUGGGUCCACUCACGAAGCUAGAAAUAAGACAAACCUUGUUGUCACUGAUACGACUAGUCCAGAAACAGCAUUUUCCUGCAGAAAUAAGCGCUCUCGCUGCGGGAAGAUCUGUAUCUCGUUCAUCGCGUCUACGUUACCUCCACCCCAUGCUACAGAAUGGCCUCAUUCAAGUUGGUGGCCGGUUACAUUUUGCCAAGAUUUCGCCUGACAGGAAGUUUCCUUUCGUGUUACCGGAUAAAAAUCCGUUAACUUCUUUAAUUGCAGACACAAUACACCAACAAACGCUGCACGGAGGAUCACAACUGCUCCUGUCGACCAUUCGUCACGAAUUUUGGCCGUUAGGAGGUCGAAAUCUGGCCAGAAAGACCGUCCACAAUUGCGUGACAUGUGCAAAGGCAAAGCCUCGAACCAUUGAGCAACUUAUGGGUCAACUCCCACCGGAAAGAGUUUCACCAGCAUAUCCAUUCCAGUUUGUAGGAAUAGAUUUCGCCGGACCCAUUUACCUACGACCAAACACACGGAAAGGAGCACCUAUUAAGGCUUACGUAGCGGUGUUUGUUUGCCUGGUGGUGAAGGCAUCACAUCUCGAACUAGUAACCGACUUAACUUCAGCUGCUUUCAUCGCCGCACUUCGCCGGUUCAUAGCCCGACGCGGGGUGCCAACUACCGUGUACUGUGAUAACGCCACUAAUUUCACAGCAGCGCAACGUGAGCUAAAAGAGCUACGCCAACAGUUUCUUUCACAGAAACACAAAGAAGCAGUACACAACGAAGCCAGCACACUCAAGAUCGAGUUUCACUUCAUCCCGCCACAUGCCCCAACGUUCGGUGGCCUGUGGGAGGCGUGCGUGAAGUCUUUCAAACACCACCUCCGCAGAAUAGUGGGGAAUAGUCUACUCUCAGCUGAAGCCGUUUCCACAGUGUUGGCUCAAAUCGAAGGCGUUUUAAACUCUCGGCCAAUAACUCCCCUCUCGUCUGACCCAAGCGAUCUACAGGCCUUAACGCCAGGUCAUUUUUUGAUUGGCCGUCCGAUUCUGACAUUACCAGAACCUGACCUCUCGGAGAUACCGACGUCUCGGCUUGAUAUGUGGCAGAAGAUGCAGCUUUUAACUCCGCACUUUUGGAGACGUUGGCAGGACGAAUACUUGUCCACGUUGCAGACUCGCUACAGGUGGACAACAGUCAACCAAAACCUCCUCAUUGGAUCAAUCGUGCUUAUACGGGAUGAUAAUCAACCAAUAGGGAAAUGGUCCAUGGGGAGGGUUACGGAUGUUCACCCAGGAGAGGAUGGACUCGUACGAGUUGCCACCAUCAGGAUACCCAAUGGGAAAUUGAUAAAGCGCCCAAUAACCAAAAUUUGUCGACUACCAGUGGAAGUGGAUGCAGUCACCGUAGCCGAGCGUCCACAAACAACGACUGAAUCUCCAGUACAAACCGUAUAA